Messenger RNA from Phaedon cochleariae (mustard beetle), 4173 nucleotides. The record is from the annotation of a GenBank genome assembly. NCBI's taxonomy places the organism in Eukaryota, Metazoa, Arthropoda, Insecta, Coleoptera, Chrysomelidae.
GUAGAAGGUGCGAUGGUGGAACUAAACUCCAACAGCAUGCUUCAGAAUUGAGAUCGUGAAUCGUGACCGACCGUGUUCGUAUCAUUUCUAUAUCAUUCUGGUCAGUUAUGUGAGGUUUUGGCAGACAGUUUCGUUUAAGAAUCCCCUAGGUCCUAGGUGUUAGCAGAAGCGGUACGAUGACCAGGAGACAUUUAGUGACUCUUUUUGGCGUGUUGGUGGUGCUAGUGUUGAGUUCGAACUCUGAGGAAUGUCCAGAGGGAAAUUCCAACGGGAAGUGUGCGGCUAGGGCAUCUCAUAACAAUGAAAUUGAAAGACUGUCAACGACUCAAGAAACCAUGACUCAUACACCUGAAUCCCCGGAAAUGCCCAAAUCCUUGAACAUGCUUGUCGAAGAUUCCGACAACGUUUUCCGACCAACGCCAGUCCCAUCACCAGCCGCAAAAACUACGAAAACCACGAAUAUGCCAGAAGCGAACAGCGUCCUCCCAUUGGAAGAACCAAAAGGAAGAGCAUUGAAUUUCACAGCCGCUGACCCUCAAAUUCACAGUGCCAAUAUUCUGACGAAUUCGUCAGAGCACCAUACCGAUUUCGAUCUGAGUGAUGUUAGCAUCAAUGACGAAGACGAUUUCGAUAUGGACAUGGUACACACAAAAAUUUUGGCACCCAAAUCCAUUUCGAAGAAUUUAACGAUGGGAAUAUGCGAAAAGGGUGGAUUAACAUACGAAAAUGGUGAAAAACUUGAAAAUGGUUGUGAAUCCGUGUGUACCUGCAAUCACGGCAAAAUGGAUUGUACCGAAAGAUGUUCCCAACCAUUUUUCAGAACAGGAAAGAAGAUUGAGGACCCCCUAUGUUCUGCACAUGCAACUGAAGAUCCUUGCUGUUCUAUUUUGGCAUGUGCAUCAGAUACAGAGACUGAGCCACUAGAAAUAUGUUCAUACAAUAACCAGACCUACAAUAGAGGAGACAUCUUCAAUAACGGAUGCACUGAAGUUUGUACUUGUGAAAUUGCUGGAAAUAUAUCGUGUAAACCGAGAUGUCUUCCAACGAAGAAAACAUCCGACAGAUGUGUUGAGGUCCCAGAUCCCAAUGACCAAUGUUGUAAAAAAGUUCUCUGUGACGUAACCCUUGAUGAUAACGAUUCCGAAAAAGAUGAUGUCACGCAGAAAAUAAAAAUUACACAAGCCAAAUUCAUAAAUGCUACAACUAUUUUAUUGAAGUUUGACUCGAAACCAGAAGUCAGCGACAGCUCACUAGUCGUUGACAUUAGUGAUGAUAAAACGAACUGGCAAAAAUUCAAAGUACUACCAGGAGGCUAUGUUUUAGCGAAAAAAGAUGCAAGGUAUCUCAAACUGGAGAACUCAGACGACAUAGUCCAUAUACAGAACUUUGAAGGGAAUCCAAAGCUAGCGGAAAAGGUUAAGGAUGUCAACGGUUGUAACUACAAGGGCAAGCUUUACAACAUUGGAGAUGAAUACAAUGACGCUUGUGAGGCCCUUUGUGUAUGCCAAGCUGGGGGCAUGAAGUGCUUGAAACUCCAGUGCCCGACUUACUUUGGCGUAGACGUUCUGGAUCCAAAUUGUGUUGAGUGGGAAACCAUACCUGCAGAUUUCGUUCCUGCAAAGCCUAACUGUUGCCCAGAGAGCAUAAAGUGCAAGAAUAAUGGUUCUUGCGAUUACCAGGGAAAGAUGUACAAGAACUGGGAGCAGCUUCCUCUCAACGUUUCUGGUUGUGAAAAGAGGUGUUACUGUGAGAUGGGAAAAGUUGAAUGUCAGAAUACUUGUCCACCUGUUACCGCAUAUCCACCGGCCGAUCUACAGUGUCCACCAAAUCAAGCCAGGAUUGGACAUAUACCAGAAGAUGAUUGCUGCAAGUACUGGGUUUGCAAUCCGCCAGAUACAGCAACGGUACCUAACGAGACGAUUACUGACAAGGGACAUUCUGAAAGUACGACAAAGUUACCUUAUCUGGGACCAUUUGCUACGAAAUCGCCUUCAAAAGUCUUAGGUCCACUCUCGGUCUAUGAAAAUGGGGAAAAAAUCAAAAAUCCUAAUGUGGAUACACUAGGAACGGCCACGAAACCUAAAGUCUCCCCUAAUGAAAAUCCAUUUUAUCAUAAACAGGCACCGUCAUCCAAGAAAGAUGAUAAAGUAUUUUCGAAAGAUAAAAAUAAACAACCAUUCCAAGGUCCCUUCAAUCCCUCGUACAAAGACAAAUCCAAAAAUUCGAAAGAUUCAUUAUUUGUGACUCCACCGUCUGAAAAAGUAACGCCUGACCAAGAAGUAAAUUCCGAUCCCAGUAAAUCUCAAUUACCGUUCUUGAAACCUCAUAAAAAUGCAGAACACUCUGAAAUUGAGGUACAUGGUCACAGUAAUCCCGAAGAGCUACUUCAGUUUAUCAGUCAGCAUCCAGAACUGAGUAACUACCCUUCAGGUUCUGUGUUUGAAGUUCAUAAUAACAAUAAUAAUCUAGCUACUAAUCAAAAUGCAGUUCCUUCAGAACAAGGUAAACCACAGAUACAUCUAGUUCCUUAUUUGGUUCCACAAAACUCUGCUGGAGAACAUGUCAAUAGCGACUUACCACCAGGUUUCACUCUGGAACAGAUCCUGGGCGAAUUUCACAAAAAUUCCCAGCCUAGCGUACAAAAUAUACUUCCUCACCAUCCCCAAUUCAAUAGGCCCCCAUUCAUAGGCCAACCGAGUGGACCUCUCUUACCAAAUAGACCCAAUACGACAACAUACCCAGGUUUCGAUGGGGGCCUGUUCCAGGGACAUUUUGCACCUCCCCAGGAUGAUAUAACAGUGCAUACUUUGGAAGCCAUCGAUCCUCACACUGUGCGGUUAGCUUUCAUGGUGCCACCAGUUAUAGUCAAUCUACACGGAAGGGUAGAAGUUCGUUACACAAAUAAUAAAGACGACAAUGAUUUGGAUUCUUGGAUGCUUCAAGUAUUCGCCCCUCCGAACGAUUUGAUCGCCACACGAUCUCUCGAAUUUGAUCUGCAAGAUCUCAAAGCCAGUACAGAAUACAAGAUAAAGAUCACGAUAACUUUGAGAGACAUCCACACGACACACUCCAGCAGAAUCUAUAAAAUCAAAACGCCCAGAGAAAUUCCCACAGCGACGUUACCACCAAUCAUCCCCAUAGAACCAGAUCUGGCUAUAACAGACAUCAACGCCACUUGGGUGACGGUGACCUGGAAGAAAUUCGAUGAAAAUGAACUACAGUUCAUCGAUGGAGUCCAGUUGAGGUUCAGAGAAAUAGACGGGAAAAUCUACGCAGCCACGCCUCUGAUCCACCGAGCCGUAACCAGCUACACGCUGGAGAACCUCAAGCCAAACACCAAGUACGAGUUGGGCAUCUUCUUCAUACCUUUCCCCGGCCAACUGACAGAGCUCCAUGCGGAGAAGAUGCUGCACUUCACCACAGCCAACGCGAUCGACACCUACGGCUUCAACGUGUCUCUUGAGAUCUCGCAGGUGAAAUCGCAGAGCGUGGAGAUAUCUUGGAACGGGGUGCCCUACCCCGAAGACAAGUACGUCAAUAUCUACAGGGCGAUUUACCAGAGUGACUCGGGCAAGGAGGACCAGAGCAUGUUCAAGAUCGCCAAGCGGGAUUCCACGACCAAGACCGUCAUCAUGGACCUCAAGCCUGGCACCAGGUACCGAUUGUGGUUGGAGGUGUAUCUGACGAAUGGAAAGAUCAAGACGAGUAAUGUCCAAGAGUUCAUUACUAAGCCAAGGGUGUCGCCGGCGUUAGGGUCUACGUCACAAGAUAAGCUUUCAAGGGCUCAGCACUUGGAAACCAAAGGCGACUACUACGGCCCUCUAGUCAUUGUAGCAAUAUUGGCAGCCAUUGCCAUUUUGAGCACUCUCGUUCUGUUGCUCAUCCUCAUUAGGCGACACAACCAAAACAAAGCUGCCAUAACUCCCCCCACAAGGAUCAGCCAGUCUGCUUACGAUAAUCCAACUUAUAAAGUGGAAAUUCAACAAGAAACUAUGGGUUUGUGAGGAGUAUAAGCAGCGAGACCAAUUCUGUAUAUAAGAAACAUUAAAACUUGAAUAUAUAUUUUUUAUAUAAGUACCUUAUGUGUUAACUUGUAAGUAUAGUUAUAAAUAGAUGAUAGAAUUUAGCAUUGUACCAUAUCGACAAUAAAUUAUAUAUUUAUUUUGUGUUUAA